CCGAUGCAAUCCACAUCCUAAUCUGUGCACAUGUCGACGCCCCCCAGCGACUCCGACAAUCCGCCCCCGCCGUUGCGGACGCCGUCCAUUUCCAAGCUGAGGAAAAUCCCUCCGAUUCCCUCCAGGCAGAAAACCUUUGGCGAUGGAGACGAGGGUUUUGAUUUUGGGGCCGUUAACGACGCGGAUGCCGCCGAUUCCAACCUAAUUGGCCCCUCCAUGCUAGGCCUCAAUCAGAUCAGGACACGCUCCGCGCCUCUGCCUCUCGAUCAGGUUAUUGCCCUCGGCGCGCCUCAGAAUUUCGAGGAUUUGGAGGGCCCAGGGAAUGAUGUCGACGACCCCAGGCCAAAUCUAUCCGGUGACGCUCAACAAUCGGCCGCUACUUCUAUGGAGCGAGGCAAAAGGGUUCAUUGGAGUCAUUCAAAAUCACUAAAAGUCCUAUCCCCUAGAAGAUCCGGGCUAGAGGGUUAUCAUGCAGCUUUUUCCAAGGAGAUGCAGUCUCCACGUUUCCAGGCGAUUCUGCGAUUAACUAGCGGCCGUAAGAAAAGAGCACCAGACAUUAAGAGCUUCUCACAUGAGCUUGACUCCAAAGGUGUCCGACCACUUCCAUUUUGGAAAUCUCGCACCAUCGGUCGCAUGGAAGAAAUCAUGGUAAUGAUACGAGUAAAAUUUGACAAAUUGAAAGUUGAAGUUGAUGCUGACUUGGGCAUUUUUGCUGGAGAUUUGGUUGGUGUACUUGAGAAGACUUCACGAUCUCAUCCGGAUUGCAAAUGUUUCGAAGAUUUGCUUGUUAUAGCCAGGCAAUGUUCAAAGAUGUCGCCUGAUGAGUUUUGGAUAAAGUGCGAGGGCAUUGUACAGAUUUUGGAUGAUCGGCGUCAAGAGUUACCUACAGGUACACUGAAGCAAGUGCAUACACGCCUCUUAUUUAUCCUUUCUCGUUGCACUCGGCUUGUUCAUUUCCAAAAAGAAAUUGGUUAUGAUGACGAUUAUGUAACCACACACCAGCUCAGUGACCUUGGUGUAUACCCCGAGCGCCUUCGUGCGUCAUCAACGGGUAUCAAGGGAAGUCUAGAGAAGCAAUGUUAUAAGGUGAUAGGACAGAAACAACCCAAUCUAAACAAUGCAACUGAAGAAGUUAGCACUGCAAAGAGUGUUGUUUCAUCUCCAGGAAGCUUUAGGAUGGCAUCCUGGAAAAAACUUCCAUCUAUUGCUGAAAAGAAUAGGAGAGGACGCGGUGAGUCUCCUAGCAAGGAUAACCCAGAAGUAUUGCAACCUAUAAAGGAAACAAACGAUCUUAAAACUACAGAAACUGCAGUAGUCCCUCAGGUAGAACAAGCUGCAGAAACCUUGAAAUCACAAGGAGUGGGUUGGGGAGUUUGGGACCAACACCAGAUGGCAUAUGAGGAUUCUCUGAUCUGUCGAAUAUGUGAAGUUGAAAUACCUACUGUCCAUGUUGAGCAGCACUCAAGAAUUUGCACUAUUGCUGAUAGAUGUGACUUAAAGGGUUUAACAGCAAAUGAACGUCUUGAAAGAGUUUCUGAAACUCUUGAAAAAGUUCUCGAGUCGUGGACUCCAAAAGGAUUUGGAAGUCCUGAAAUUUUGAGAGAGUCUGCAUCAUGUUCACAAGAAGACUUGGAUGGUUUGUCACCAAAAGUGAACAGAGUGUCUUGCCACUGUCCUGAUGACAUGAUGGAUUACCUUAAUGUGGCUGAAAGCUCUUUUACUGUGGAUGAUCUUAACAUUUCACCAAACAUGUCAUGUGAUGCACGACCACUAACACCAGAUCAAAGCAAGAAAGCAUUAUCCGCUGGGAGCUUAACCCCUCGUUCACCUUUAGUAACUCCCAGAAUGACUCAGAUUGAGGUUCUUCUCAGUGGGCGUAGAACAAUAUCUGAACUAGAGAGUUAUCAGCAGAUACGUAAGCUGCUGGAUCUUGCUAGAUCUGUAGUAAAUGUUAACAAGACUGACUACAGUACAUUGGAGUUCAUGCUUGACAAAUUGGAUGACCUCAAAUAUGUCAUCCAUGAUAGGAAAGUGGAUGCACUUAUUGUUGAGACAUUUGGGAGGCGCAUUGAGAAACUAAUACAGGAGAAAUAUGUAUCCCUAUGUGGGCAGAUUGAUGAUGAAAAGGCAUUCCUACAAAAUACUAUGGCAGAUGAGGAUAGCUCAACAGAAGAAGAGACAUCACGUAGUUUACGUGCAAGCCCAAUUAAUCCAUGCACCAAGGAUCGAACAUCCAUUGAGGAUUUUGAAAUAAUUAAACCUAUAAGCAGAGGUGCUUUUGGAAGAGUUUUUCUGGCAAGAAAAAGGGCAACUGGUGACUUAUUUGCAAUAAAGGUUUUGAAGAAGGCUGACAUGAUCCGCAAAAAUGCAGUGGAAAGUAUAUUAGCUGAAAGGGAUAUUUUAAUAUCCGUUCGCAAUCCUUUUGUGGUCCGAUUUUUCUAUUCUUUCACAUGUAGGGAAAAUCUUUAUCUUGUGAUGGAGUACUUAAAUGGAGGAGAUCUUUUCUCCUUGCUAAGAAAUCUAGGUUGCUUGGAGGAAGAUAUUGCACGAGUAUAUAUAGCAGAAGUAGUGCUUGCUUUGGAGUAUCUGCACUCCUUAAAUGUUAUUCAUAGAGAUUUGAAGCCAGAUAACCUCUUGAUAGGUCCCGAUGGUCACAUCAAGUUGACAGAUUUUGGGCUAUCCAAAGUUGGUCUCAUUAAUAGCACUGAGGACUUAUCUGGACCUUCUGCUUUUCUUGGAGAUGAUAAACCCAAAAAUGCAGCACACUCAUCACAGAAAAGAGAACAGAGGAAAAAACAUUCAGUUGUUGGCACUCCUGACUAUUUGGCACCAGAGAUACUUCUGGGCAUGGGACAUGGUGCAACAGCUGAUUGGUGGUCUGUGGGAGUCAUCCUCUUUGAGCUCCUAGUAGGUCUUCCACCUUUUAAUGCAGAACAUCCACAGCAAAUUUUCAACAAUAUCAUAAAUAGGGACAUCACGUGGCCUAAGGUGCCAGAAGAGUUGAGUUUUGAAGCUUAUGAUCUUCUUAACAAAUUGUUGAUAGAAAACCCUGUUCAGAGACUAGGUUCAACUGGAGCUGCAGAGGUUAAGCGGCAUUCCUUUUUUAAGGAUAUUAAUUGGGGCACUCUUGCAAGGCAGAAGGCUGCAUUUAUACCUUCGGCUGAUUUACACGACACAAGUUAUUUUAUGAGUCGUUAUAUAUGGAAUCUGGAAGAGGAAAAUGCGGCUAAUGGAGGUAGUGAUUGUGAUGACAUGACAGACACGGGCAGUGGAUCCCGCAGCAGCAGCUCAUAUCUACAGGAUGAAGAUGGAGAUGAAUGUGGAAAUUUAGCUGAUUUUGGUGCUCCGGCUCUUGAAAUGAAGUACUCUUUCAGCAAUUUUUCGUUUAAGAACUUGUCGCAGCUAGCCUCGAUUAACUAUGAUUUGGUAACAAAGAACAAAGAGUCAGGCUGAGCAGCAACCAUUCAUUCCAAGAGAUUGGUAUGGGCAGAGUCGCCUGCUGUUGUUGCAGUGAGGAUGAAAAGUUGCUAAAACAGACUUGGUUGCCAGGUGACAUGUAAGACUUACUCAAGCACACUGUUAGCAAGCUGGACAUAAUAGAAUGCGGAUGAAGAAUUGUAGGGACAGCUUACCUCUUAGUUGAACUAAAUUUCGAUCUGUAUAUAUACAUACACAUAUUAGUUUAGGGGUAGAGAAUGUUCUUAAUGAUUCUAACUCCAUGUGUUCAUUGAAGAUCUUUUUAAAUUUAUA
Messenger RNA from Salvia hispanica, 3750 nucleotides. RefSeq names its product AGC (cAMP-dependent, cGMP-dependent and protein kinase C) kinase family protein (gene IRE). NCBI's taxonomy places the organism in Eukaryota, Viridiplantae, Streptophyta, Magnoliopsida, Lamiales, Lamiaceae. The record is from RefSeq and is a predicted model, not a curated record. Gene Ontology annotation, molecular function: ATP binding; protein serine/threonine kinase activity. Gene Ontology annotation, biological process: peptidyl-serine phosphorylation; intracellular signal transduction.